AUGAAGCACGAAGUGCUAGACCCCGUCGAUGAGGCCGACAUUGCCAAUGCCAAGAAUAAAGCAAACCUUCCUGCUCCCACUUCCAUGGGCUUAACUAGCCAGAAUGUCAACACCUCUCCCGACGCUGUACAUGGACAGCCUACUACUACCACAGCCCAAGAUGCUGCUUCAGCUAGCGGCGACCAUCGACAACUUCAUGGAGAGGGACAUUCCGCAUCAGCCACUGGCGCCGACAACCCAGCUGUAGCUGCAGCUCCAUUCGGCGGCCGGCUCCGAGUGCGGAACCGUUAUUCUGGCUCAAUCGUUAGGGUACCCCAGUACGUGCCGAGCCAGACAACCCAGACCUGGUACGUCUGUGAGGUUCCAGGAUGCGGCCGUCGGUUCCAACACAAGAGCUCGCGCACUUGCCACUGCAAGACUCAUCACCUCACGACGAACUGA
Colletotrichum fioriniae is the source of this 441-nucleotide messenger RNA. Lineage: Eukaryota; Fungi; Ascomycota; Sordariomycetes; Glomerellales; Glomerellaceae. The record is from RefSeq and is a predicted model, not a curated record.